AUGUCGUACCUCAGCCCGCUGCCGCUGGCCGCGCCCGCCGCCGACUACCUGGCCGCCAUGCCGCCGCUCGACGCCGCCCCGCCCGCCUACGACCACCCGGACGCCUUCGCCAGCGACGACCUCAGCUUCGCGCCGCCCGCGCUCGCCCACCCGCUGCGCCGCUUCUCCUACGACGAGCCCUUCCCCGACCUGCUCAGCCCGUUUGACGGCCCGCCCGACCAACACGCCCAGCACCAGCACUCGCAGCACUCCCAGCACUCGCAGCACCCGGCCCAGCCCCAGGCCCCCCAGCACCACCACCACCACCACCCGCCGCCGCCGCCGCCCGACGCCUCCGUCGACCACAACCACAAGCUGCUCAGCUUCUCGCUGCCCGCCUACAACUUCACCCUGCUGGACUACUCGUUCCGCCGCACCUCGCUGUCGCUGGCCGCCCAGCUGCACGGCAUGUUCUUCCUGGCCGAGUCGCCCUGGACCGCCGCCUCGCCCACCGCCGCCGCCGCGGCUGCUGCGGCUGCGGCGGCGGCCGCGGCCUCUGCUGGGACCGACGCCAGCGGGCUGCCGCCGCCGCCCGUGGCCGAGCUGACGUGCUACCGCCGCAACCUGUUCCAGAUCACCGGCUCGGUCACGCUGCCGCGCACGCUGCGCUACCUGAUGACCGACCAGGGCGACCGCAUCCCCAUCCUCGCCCACGAGCUGACCGUGUCGGCCACCGAGUCCGUCGAGGGCAACCCCGUCAAGAUCAUCUCCGUGCCGUGGAAGACGCCCGCCAGCGCCAGCGCCGCCGGCGGAGCGGCCGGCGGAGCGGGGGGCAGCCCGCCCGAAGACAAGGCCGAAAAGGAGCCGCCGGCCAUCCCGCUCGACACCAUGGCCGGGCAGGACGUCGACGCCGACUACGCGACCUUUGCCAUCGCCUGGAAGCGCCUGCAGUUCCGCAUCGCCACGGCCAACAACGGGCGCCGCAAGGAGCUGCAGCAGCACUUCGUCGUGCGCCUCAAGAUCGUGGCCACGCUGUCGACGGGCGCCAAGAUCGCCAUCGCCGAGGCGCAGUCGGGCCCCGUCAUCGUGCGCGGCCGCAGCCCACGCAACUUCCAGUCGCGCAAGGACCUGCCGCUCAGCGGGAGCGCCGCCGCCUCGCGCAAGAACGCCCAGGCCGCCGCCCUGCACCGCGCCGCCCAGCCCGCCGCCGCCGCCGCCGCCUCCAAGCGCAGCAAGUCGCCGCCCGAACCCUCGCCCGCCCCCGUGCCGCUGCAGCUGGACGCCGCCUCCGACGCGCUGGCCUCGCCCGCCAACACCCCGCCGCAGCCGCCGGCCGCCGGGGCCGCCGACUGGUCGUCCGCCGACGCCCCCGCCCCGCGCCCGCCGAAGCGCCGCCGCACCAGCUCGCACGCCCACGCCCACGCCCACCACGCCCAUGGCCUCGGGCGCCCGCUGCCUCUCGCGCUGGCCACUGCCGCCGACGACGUGCCCAGCCCGGCCACGCCCACCACGCCCGUCCACGCCGCCAGCCUACUCCACGCCUCUUCUUCUUCUUCUUCUUCCUCCGCGCCGCCACCACCACCACCACAUCUCUCCCACCACGCCUUCGAUCCCGCCCCGCUCCUCCACAAGCUCGCGCCGCCCACCGUGUCCAUGUCCUCCGCCGCGCUCGCCCACGCGCCCGCGCCCGUGCUCGCGUCGCACGCCUACUCCGCCGCCGCCAACCUCCCCCUCCUCGCGCAGUCGCUGCACCACCACCUGCCGCCGGGCCUCGUCUCGCCGCACAUCCUCAACCCGGCCGACACCUCCGCCGCCGACCUGCUGUACGAGUACUUCCCGCUGGGCCUGGACGACUGGCAGCCGCCCGUCGACGCCGUCUACCGCCCGCACGUCGUGCACCACAUGAACCUGCACGACGACCCCAAGGCCCUGGCCGCCCGCAACCGCAGCAAGCGCUACUUCGCCGGCGACGCAUGA
Molecule: messenger RNA, 1956 nt
Organism: Ophidiomyces ophidiicola
Lineage: Eukaryota; Fungi; Ascomycota; Eurotiomycetes; Onygenales; Onygenaceae
Exons: 2
Coding region: 1-1956 (651 amino acids)
Biological process (GO): meiotic cell cycle; positive regulation of transcription by RNA polymerase II
Cellular component (GO): nuclear chromosome
Molecular function (GO): DNA binding; DNA-binding transcription factor activity
Source: RefSeq, a predicted model, not a curated record